Molecule: messenger RNA, 3804 nt
Organism: Chrysemys picta bellii (western painted turtle)
Lineage: Eukaryota; Metazoa; Chordata; Testudines; Emydidae
Gene: SLC26A4
Product: solute carrier family 26 member 4
Biological process (GO): transmembrane transport
Cellular component (GO): plasma membrane
Molecular function (GO): bicarbonate transmembrane transporter activity; chloride transmembrane transporter activity; oxalate transmembrane transporter activity
Source: RefSeq, a predicted model, not a curated record
GGGAGGGCAGGCGGCUCCUAGCUCAGGCUGGAGCCGGGUGGCUUUGUUUCCCCAUAAAUAAAGAGUCCGGCGGCGGCUGCCCUAUAAAUGCUGCGGCUGGGCCGCCUGCCCUGCCCAGUGCGGGGGCUUAGGACCUAGCGCAGGCAGGGCCAUGGCAGCAGGCGGCCGGCAGGCUGGGCCCAUGCCGGACCUCGGGCGCUAUGUGGUGUCCCGGCCCAUAUACAGCGAGGCGGCCUUUCAGGAGGAGAACGAGAAGAGAGCGCACCUGCGGCCGACCCUGCGCGAGCGAGUCCAGGGAGCCUGCAGCUGUUCAAGAAAAAAGGCCUUUCAGAUAACCAAGUCCUUUCUCCCUGUCCUGGAAUGGCUACCUAAGUACAGAGUAAAGGAAUGGCUAGUUAGUGAUAUCAUCUCUGGUGUCAGUACGGGGCUUGUAGCUACUUUACAAGGUUUGGCAUUUGCUUUACUGGUUGCAGUUCCUCUUGGAUAUGGUCUCUACUCUGCGUUUUUUCCCCUCCUGACAUAUUUCUUCUUGGGAACAUCAAGGCACCUCUCAGUUGGACCUUUCCCUGUGGUCAGUUUGAUGGUGGGAUCUGUUGUGCUGAGCAUGGCACCUGAUGACAAGUUCCACAUAAUGAGCAGUAAUGCUACAGGGCUUAACAAAACGCUGAUAGACACUGUAUCCAGAGAUGCACAGAGAGUAGUGAUUGCCAGUACCCUCACAUUUCUGGUUGGAAUUAUACAGCUUGUGUUUGGAGCGCUUCAGAUCGGUUUCAUUGUGAGGUACCUUGCAGAUCCCCUGGUUGGAGGAUUCACAACUGCAGCUGCUUUUCAAGUUUUUGUUUCACAACUGAAAAUAGUCUUAAAUGUUUCAACCAAAAAUUAUAAUGGGAUCCUUUCCAUAAUAUAUACCCUCAUCGAAAUAUUUCAAAGAAUUGGUACCACCAACAUUGCAGAUCUCAUUGCUGGGCUACUCACCAUUUUUAUUUGUAUGGUAGUUAAAGAAAUAAAUGAUCGAUUCAAACACAAGAUCCCUGUUCCUAUUCCUAUAGAAGUAAUCGUGACAAUAGUAGCCACAGGGAUCUCAUACGCUGCUGACCUGGAAAAAAAGUACAAUGCAGGCAUUGUUAAAACCAUUCCUAGAGGGUUUUUGCCUCCUGAGCCUCCAGCUGUCAGUAUGUUUUCAGAAAUGAUAGCAGCCGCAUUUUCCAUUGCUGUGGUCGCUUAUGCUAUCGCUGUGUCUGUGGCAAAAGUCUAUGCAACGAAACAUGACUAUCCUAUUGAUGGAAACCAGGAAUUUAUUGCCUAUGGGAUCAGCAAUGUGUUUGCAGGAGCUUUCUCUUGUUUUGUUGCUACCACCGCUCUAUCACGUACUGCUGUCCAGGAAAGCACUGGUGGCAAAACCCAGGUUGCUAGCAUAAUCUCAGCAGGGAUUGUACUGAUUGCCAUUGUGGCUCUGGGGAAACUGCUAGAGCCCUUACAGAAGUCUGUGUUGGCAGCUGUUGUCAUUGCCAACUUGAAAGGGAUGUUCAUGCAGGUGUUUGAUGUUCCUCGUUUGUGGAGGCAGAAUAAGGCGGAUGCUAUGAUCUGGAUUUUCACAUGUGUGGCAUCCAUCAUUCUGGGUCUUGAUUUGGGAUUACUUGCUGGCCUUGUGUUCGGAUUACUGACAGUUGUGGUGAGAGUUCAGUUUCCCUCGUGGGGUGGCCUUGGGAACGUUCCUGGCACAGACCUCUACAAGAACGUCAAGAACUACAAAACUGUUGUUGAACCAGAAGGAGUGAAGAUUCUCAGAUUUUCCAGUCCUAUUUUUUAUGCUAAUAUAGAUGGAUUGAAAAGCAGCCUGAAAUCCACUGUGGGGUUUGAUGCAAUUCGCGUGCAUAACAAGAGGCUCAAAGCACUGAGGAUGAUACAGAAACUGAUCAAGAAAGGAAAAUUAAAAGCAACUAAGAAUGGCAUCAUCAGUGAUUCUGGGACUACCAAUGAAGCUUUUGAAUCUGAUGAAGAUCUUGAUGAUCCUGAAGAUCUUAAAAUUCCAACCAAAGAAGUAGAGAUCCAAGUGGACUGGAAUUCAGAACUCCCAGUCAAAGUGAAUGUCCCCAGAGUGCCUAUCCACAGUUUAAUUUUUGACUUUGGAGGUGUAUCAUUCUUGGAUGUUGUAGCCGUGAGGACAAUGAGAAUGAUAGUUAAAGAGUUCGAGAGAAUUGAUGUGACUGUAUACAUCGCAUCACAUCAAGACAACAUUAUAACAAAGCUGGAACAAUGUGGCUUCUUUGAUGAUAACAUCAGAAAAGACAUGUUCUUCCUGACUGUCCAUGAUGCUGUGCUUUACAUACAGCAUGAAAUGAUGCACAGGGACAUCCAGGAUCCUAUUUUUGAAAAGAUUUCACUGAUGCAGGAAUCUAAGGAACCAAUAGAUUUCUCAGAAACAGACAAGCUUGAUGAUGAACUUGAUGUUCAGGAGGAGGCCAUGCGCAGACUUGCUUCAUGAAGGAAAACUAUUACGAAUAUCUUGGACUCCAUGGCAAUAUUCAGGCACCAAUACUAUAUAAGCGUUUUCUGCACUGGGACUUGUCUUUGCACUUGAAGAAAACACUAAUUUCUUUGUCUGAACUCCAUCGAUCUCUAUAAAUCUCCAAAUUUUGUCUAUUGACAUGUAAUCCUUGAAACAAUCAAGUUUGAUCAGAAAAAUGUGUUCAUAGAAUCAGCGUUGGCAAGAUAUGGGAGGCAGAUCAUCAGAACUAUUACAGAAAUUGCAGCUAGUUUUAGGGUUUGUCAGUCUGUGUCUAUAACCCACUGGUAUAUCAAUGCAUAUAGGAAAAAAUAGCUUCUUUAUGGUAACUCGGCCCCAGGGGUUGAGGAGAUUGUAAGCUCUUCUUGGGGGCAGGAACUGUCUCUUAUGUAUUUGUAUUGUGCCUAGCACAAUGGAGCUCCAACCCUGAUGGGAGGCCUCAAGGUGCUACUGUAAUACAAAUAAUAAAUUCCUCACAAAAGAGAAGCAAUAGGUAGUAGCAGCCCUAGGCCCUGACCUGCAAAAGGAUCUGUAAUCCCAUGCAAUUAGUUUCCCAAGACGUUAACACGGCUGCAUUCAACAACACACGUCUUUAAAAUUUAUCUAUUAGUCAUUCAAAAUAAUUUCUGGGUUUGUUGCAGUAUUACAGUCUCAAUAUAAAAAAUCCCUUAUAUAACAGAAAUGGAGUACAGGUAAAAUGUAUUCACUCAAAACUGUUUACUAUAUUGCUAUAAAAUGUUAACCAUAUAUAUGGAUAAGGCUCAAUAAGAGGGACUAUUACUUAAGAGUCUUGAUUCUUUAGUGCUAUUUUUAGUAACUCAUGCACUCCUGGUUAAUAAUCAUUACUGAAAUUAAACCUAUAUAGAUUGAACAGUACCUUACUCUACAAAUAGUCCCAUUGAAGUUAAUGGAAUUUGUGGACUAGGCUGCUAUAAAACUGGAGUAAAGAUCUGACUUAAUAUCUAGUUUGGUUUUUGAAAUGGGAUUAUACAGUAUCAUUGGUUUAAUGAAGAAUUAUCUGCAUAAACUGUUUCAUUCUUUUAAUACUCUACAAACUGUUUCUAUUCUUUUGAAAGUACACAUUUUUUAGAAGUUAUGCUACAAUCCCCUAGUGCAAUAAUUUACACAAAUUAAAGGAUUACAAGAAAACCUUUUUAACUUCUGUUUUUAAGGCUUUAUAUUGGCUAUGUAAGAAAUGAUUGUUCCCAUGUAAUGAUUAUAUGUUUAGAUGAAAAAUUACACAAAUUGUUCAUUAAAAAUUAAAUUAAAUUGUAAAUAAAUUAGUUUUAAAACUGAAA